Solanum dulcamara is the source of this 2154-nucleotide messenger RNA. RefSeq names its product L-type lectin-domain containing receptor kinase IX.1-like. Gene Ontology annotation, biological process: protein phosphorylation. The transcript has a single exon. Lineage: Eukaryota; Viridiplantae; Streptophyta; Magnoliopsida; Solanales; Solanaceae. The record is from RefSeq and is a predicted model, not a curated record. Bases 1 to 2154 code for a protein of 717 amino acids. Gene Ontology annotation, cellular component: plasma membrane. Gene Ontology annotation, molecular function: protein kinase activity; carbohydrate binding; ATP binding.
AUGGCUCUCAGCAAAUUUUUGAACAUCUUGCUAUUUUUAGUAAUUUUUGUUAUCCCUUCUUCAUAUUCAUUGAACUUUAACCUCACCAAUAUCAAUCCAUCUGAUGUUAAUCGUUCGAUCAAUGUCACUGGAGACGCCUAUAUAUCGAACCAGGGGAUACAAGUCACGCCUGAUGAACGUAACAUUGCGUUAGGUGGAAAAACAGGACGUGCCAUGUACGUUGAGUCACUGCAAUUAUGGGACAAGGCUACAGGGAAAUUGACAGAUUUUACUACACAUUUCUCUUUUGUUAUUGAUUCAAAUGGUAACAAUCGCUUUGCUGAUGGACUAGCCUUUUUCUUAGUUCCUGUUGGUUCGAGUAUUCCAGUUGGUUCAUCUGGCAGUGGCUUUGGUCUUGUUGAUGCUGAGACAGAAAACAAGUCAUCAUAUGAGUCAUUUGUUGCUAUCGAGUUCGAUACAUAUAUGAAUACCUGGGACCCCUCAUACAUACAUGUAGGUAUCAAUAUAAAUUCUAUGGAAUCUGUUGCUACUAAAUUAUGGAAGAAUGACAUUAAACUUGGGAUGAAAAAUGAUGCUUGGAUUAGUUACAAUGCUAGUUCUAAGGCUCUUGAAGUUGUUUUCACAGGAUUUGACAAAAAAUAUAAUCGAGACAAAUUAAGCUACACGAUUGAUCUGAGGCAUUAUUUGCCUGAGAAUGUUAGUUUUGGCUUUUCAGCAUCAACUGGACAAUUGUUUCAGAAAAACAAUGUCAAGUCUUGGGAUUUCAAUUCAAGUUUGAGUUUUGAUGCUAACAAAGUUCCAGAACAUGUCGAACAUCCUAGUGCAAGUCCUCCCAUUCAACCUAAAAAUCCAAAUGAUCCUCCGAUUACUCAAGUUAAAGAACCAAAGGGUCCUCCUCAAGAAGUACUCAGCACCACGAGAAAAGGAAACAAGGGACUAGUAGUCGGAUCAAGCAUAGGCUUACCUAUUCUUAUUCUUGGGUUGAUAACUGCCAGCUGCUUUUUAUGGAAGAAAAAGAGGAAAGGAGAUAAUAAAGACCCUGUCUUCAUUGAUCUAGAUAUGGAUGAUGAAUUUGAAAAGGGUACCGGUCCUAAGAAGUUCUCAUAUGGUGAAUUAGCUCGUGCAACGAACAACUUUGCUGAGGGACAGAAGCUUGGAGAAGGAGGAUUUGGUGAUGUUUAUAAAGGCUUAUUGAAGGAAUUUAACUCAUAUAUUGCUGUUAAGAGAUUAUCAAAAGGGUCUAAACAAGGGAUAAAGGAGUAUGCAUCAGAAGUGAAGAUCAUCAGUAGAUUAAGGCAUAGAAAUUUGGUUCAACUUUUCGGUUGGUGCCACGAGAAAGAGAAGCUGCAUCUUGUUUAUGAAUUGAUGCCCAAUGAAAGCCUAGAUAAACAUCUUUUCAAAGAAAAGUCAUUGUUGGUCUGGGAAAUCAGGUGGAAAAUUGCUCAAGGAAUUGCCUCGGCUUUGCUCUAUCUACACGAAGAGUGGGAACAAUGUGUAGUCCAUAGGGACAUAAAAGCAAGUAAUGUCAUGUUGGAUUCAAACUUCAAUGCUAAAUUAGGUGAUUUUGGGUUGGCUAGGCUUGUUGACCAUGACAAAGGAUCUCAAACAACAAUGUUAGCAGGGACCGUGGGGUAUAUGGCACCGGAAUGUGUUAUGAAUGGAAAAGCUAGCAAGGAGUCAGAUGUAUACAGCUUUGGAAUAGUAGCAUUGGAAAUAGCUAGUGGAAGAAGAUCAAUAGAUAUCAAAGCACCAGAAGAUCAAGUGAGAUUGGUAGAAUGGGUGUGGAGCCACUAUGGAGCGCGAAACCUAGUUGAAGCAACUGAUCCAAGAUUGAAUAAGAUGUUUAAUGAGAAAGAAAUGGAACGUUUAAUGGUCGUUGGUCUAUGGUGUGCUCAUCCAGACAACAAACUCAGGCCAUCAAUAAGGCAAGCAAUCCAUGUUCUAAAUUCUGAAGCUCAAUUACCAAUUCUUCCAUCAAGAAUGCCAGUUGCAACGUAUUCACCCCCUCCAUUGAAUAUGUUUUCGUCUCCAUUUUCAAAUACCUAUGAAGUUAGUAAAACAGUGGGUAGCGAGCAGGAGCAGACUAUGACUUACACAAUUUCCUCAAGUGUUUAUUCAUCAUCAGCUGCUUCAUCGACAAAAUCACUUUUGUAA